UUGAUAAACAAAAAAUUUAUAUUCAAGACGGUAGACUUCGCCCGUGCGCAUCACAUCGUUUACUUCUUGUCGUCUGUUUUGGGUGAUAAAUCAUCUUCCACCCACUUUCCAACCUGGUUUUCCAUUCAAACCGAACAAUGCCAAUUUCAAUUUUACGCAUAUAAUCUCAUUACCAUAUGCCUCCUCCUAUCCUGCUCAAACCUUGGAUACGAAUUCGGUUCAACUUCAGGUGAAACAACUGAAUUUUUAAGAUGGAGAGAUACUUGGGGGACUUAUGUUUUUUUGUUGCGUUGACAUGGUGUUGGGUGACGAUCAGCUGCAAUGUUGUGUGCUUAAGGGAGGAAAGAGAUGCCCUCGUUGCUUUCAAGAAUGAGAUAUCUCCUUCACUUAGGUUUAGUUCAUGGAUUGGGCUUAAUUGUUGUGAGUGGUGUGGGGUUGAAUGCAGCCGAGAGAAAUCCCAUGUCAUCAAAAUUCAUCUUUCUCAAUUUUCAGUAAAUUCGAUAAAUCUCGAUAAAUAUUCUCCGACAAUUGACACUGAAAAUUCGAUAAAUCUCGAUAAAAAAUAUCCGACAACUGGCAUACUUUCUCCAGCACUGUUAAAAUUGAAGUAUCUGGAGCAUUUGGAUUUGAGCGCCAAUUUCUUGAGUGGCAUUAUACCGGCAGAGCUUUCUAGUCUACACCGACUGAAGCAUCUCGAUCUCAGCUUCAAUUAUUUUGAAGGCCAGAUUUCAAAGCAUAUAUCCUCCCUUCACAACUUGACUUAUCUCGACUUGUCUUGUGCUGGUGCUGAUCUGGAUGGUAGUAUUCUGUGGCGUCUGGGAAAUCUUUCCCAACUGCAAGUUAUAGAUCUUGCUACAAAGAUUUACCUCGAGGACGAGAUUUCAUAUAGCUGGUAUGAUUGUGGACCUGUCUAUAGUCCCAGUUUGAAGUGGACAGAGAAUGUGCGAGGGUUAAAGCAUUUGUCACUUCAAGGGGUCGAACUGAACAUGACGGGGAAGCAAUUAGAAGCACCACUUUCUAGGCUCCAUAGCCUUCACCACCUCAACCUCAAAGACUGUUCUCUGUCGGGGCACAUCCCCAAUGCUUUACGAAACCUCACCUCGCUCUCCCAUCUCCAUCUUGGCUGGAACGAGUUUACUUCCAGGUUGCCCACAUGGCUGGGAAAUAUGACUGGUUUAGUAUCCAUUCACUUUGACCUCUGUGACCUGACGGGGCCAUUCCCUUCAAGUCUUUCCCGUUUGCCUCAUCUGAAAGAGAUUAAGUUGGUCGACAACAAAAUAACUGGAAAUAUAAGACAAAUAUUGACAUGUGAAGCGUGGCCCCAGCUUACCAGAUUUACUCUAUCUUUCUCUAAUGUUACAGGAAGUUUGCCACCUUGCAUUGGAAAUCUGUCUGCCCUUCAAUGCCUUGCUCUUGAAGCCAACUCAUUGAAUGGACAAAUUCCAGCUUCAGUUGGAUUGCUUUCAGCCUUGGUUUAUCUCAGACUCUCUUAUAAUCUGCUGAUCGGCAAUGUGCCUUCUGAGUUGGGUGGGAUUUCCUCUUUGGAAGUGCUUUAUGUAGACCACAAUCAGCUUAACGGUAGCAUUCCCAAUUCUCUUGGAUAUCUUAGCCGACUUUCUAGCAUUGAUCUCGCUAACAACAAUUUAGAAGGCUCGAUUUCUCUUCAUUUCUUUGAAAAUGCUACCAGGCUUGUUGACCUCAAGCUCUCCGAAAAUAAAUUGACUGUUCAUAUUGAGCCCGAAUGGAUACCUCCAAUGCAGUUUAAAAAUUUGCAAUUGAGUUCUUGUGAUAUUGGGGGUCUCAUUCCCGCAUUCCUGUCAACACAAUUUAGGCUGCAAAUUUUGGAUCUCGGCAACAACAGUCUUUUUGGAAACAUUCCAGCUUGGCUUGGGGACCUUCCAAAUUUGGCAGUUAUUUUCCUGUCCCAUAAUAACUUGCAAGGUGAACUCCCUUCCAGCUUUGAUGUAAGUUACCAUGAGGAGAUAUAUUUGGAUCAUAAUAUGUUGACUGGUUCUCUUCCGAUUCCUUCUGUGCCUGCAUCAGAUUUGGAAUUGUUGGACUUGUCCCAGAAUAGAUUCACCGGCUUUAUCCCAGUGGAGAUUGGUUCGCUUCUUCCUAACAUUGAGUUCUUGUUAUACUCUGAAAAUGAUUUAAGAGGUGAUAUUCCUACUUCCAUCGGUUUUCUGCAAAAGCUACGGGAUUUGGAUCUAUCAGGUAACAACUUUGAAGGUAAAAUACCAUCAAGCCUCACCAACUGCACAGCUUUGAAAAAACUAAAUCUGGCAAACAAUAAAUUAAGUGGGGAGAUUCCAUCUAAGAUAGGAAGGCUACGCCAACUCGAAAAGCUUCAUCUCAGUGACAACAUGCUUAAGGGGAACUUGCCAUCUGAUGUCCAAAACUGUUGGAAAUUGCAGACUUUGGAUGUGGCAAAUAACUACUUGUCUGGGAACAUACCUCUUUGGUUAGGACAGCUUUCUGACUUGAUGAUACUUGUUUUAAGGUCAAACAAAUUCCACGGGUGGAUACCACAUGCAUUAGGCAAUCUUUCAACUCUCCAUGUCUUAGAUAUCUCCCACAAUAAUUUGACUGGUGCUAUCCCACCAGAGUUGGGGAAGUUGACAGGUAUGAUGGAUGGAGAAGCGGGAGGAUCAGCAGUCUUAAAUGGUCGUCGGUCCUCUCGUGGUCGUUCAUAUUAUUUUAAGGAAGAGAUCAUUUUGACUAACAAAAGAUUGAACCUAGUCUAUGGGUAUCCUGUAAUCUUACUUAUAACAUCCAUUGAUCUUUCUUCAAAUCAGCUUUCAGGUGACAUUCCUUCAGAAAUUGGCAACCUUAAGCAUUUACAUGUCCUGAAUUUGUCAGGUAAUAGUCUUACAGGAGAGAUUCCAGUAAGUUUUGGCUUGUUAGAGCAGUUAGAAUCAUUGGAUCUUUCUAAUAAUAAAUUGCGUGGAAGAAUCCCAGGUCAGAUGGUACCACUUUCCUUUUUGAGUUUCUUCAUUGUGUCCAACAACAUGCUCUGUGGAACAAUCCCAUCAGGGUCUCAGUUCUCCACAUUUAAUUCUACUUACUUUUCAGGAAACCCUGGUCUGUGUGGGUUUCCAGUUGACAAGAGAUCAUGCAGUUGUGAUGACAACUCAUCUGCAGGUAUGCCACCGGUUUCCGAAGAUGAAGAGGAGGAAGAGGAAGAAGAAAUCCCAUGGUAUUGGUAUGUAAGUUGGAUGGCAAGCUUUGCUGUUGGAUUCUGGGGAGUGUUUGGAGUCCUUUGCCUGAAAAAGAAAUGGCGAGUAAUAUACAUUAGAAUCCUAGAUGGAUAUGCCGUAGGUCUUCUGAAUAUAUUGUCACUCAGAAAAUAA
Messenger RNA from Cryptomeria japonica (Japanese cedar), 3350 nucleotides. Its product is annotated as LRR receptor-like serine/threonine-protein kinase FLS2. NCBI's taxonomy places the organism in Eukaryota, Viridiplantae, Streptophyta, Pinopsida, Cupressales, Cupressaceae. The transcript has 3 exons. Gene Ontology annotation, molecular function: receptor serine/threonine kinase binding. The coding region runs from base 252 to 3350 and encodes 1032 amino acids. The record is from RefSeq and is a predicted model, not a curated record.